Molecule: messenger RNA, 879 nt
Organism: Orbilia oligospora ATCC 24927
Lineage: Eukaryota; Fungi; Ascomycota; Orbiliomycetes; Orbiliales; Orbiliaceae
Exons: 4
Coding region: 1-879 (292 amino acids)
Source: RefSeq, a predicted model, not a curated record
AUGACGACCUCAACUUUACGAACAACCCAGGAUCUCAAGAUUCCUACUAUAACCCAAGAACAAGUAGCCCAAAUCGUCCAAUCUAAUGGGCCAGAGAAAAAGCGCAUAGUUGCUCUUCUAUCCUUCGAGUUACUGAAGACCGGGGUCGAUCCACUACAUAUGCACCAUAAAGCCGUCUCGAUGUUAGAAACAACUAAUUGGAGUUCUAACUCUGGUCGUAUUCUGGCAGCGAACUUGGCCCGCUGUUAUAACGAGGGUGUUCAACGGGUCCCGGAUGUAAGACCACCCGAUUAUGCCACCCAAACGGCAGUUGAGUCCUCUACUCCUCCUGGCUCACCGCCGAUAUCACGAUUGGUCUUCUCGGCUCUGAGUUCAAGAUCUUCAGAUGCGAUGUCCAUAUCAGGUUCGUCACUAAACGACGACCAUCUAAACCCGUUGGAUAAACCGCUACCGGAGCUUCCAGGAUCCUAUGGGGAUUUCGAUGUCAAUCUUCUAUAUUCAGAUUAUAGAUUGACGGUGAACACUAGUACGCCGCUAAGACACCCCCCAACGAUUCCUGAAGAAGGAGAAGAAGACACUUCUUCUAUAUCGGAGCUCGAAGAUUCUAGCCCUAGUACUCCGAAGCAAGAAGAUUAUACAGAUCACCGCAACAUAAAUAAUGAAGGAGAACGGCUGGACAACGGCUUCAAUCUGGAUUAUGCGGAUGAUGGUAUCGAGAAAGGUACUACCACGCAUGUACAACGUACCAGCUUGUGGGAAUUGAAGGAAGUUCUUGAAGAGUUGCAGUGUGAUAAGGAUUAUAUCGCCACUCUUCUGACUUCGGCGCAUGUACAGGGCAAAAAGGCGGACUUGACUUAUGUUCGGUUGAAGUUGGAUUAG